Molecule: messenger RNA, 4017 nt
Organism: Caenorhabditis angaria
Lineage: Eukaryota; Metazoa; Nematoda; Chromadorea; Rhabditida; Rhabditidae
Source: the annotation of a GenBank genome assembly
AUGUUUACAACUAUUCUCGAAGCUUUUGUUUCCACAGCCACUGAAGGAUUUAAAAAUAGCUUCAUAGUUUUCAUACCCCAUGGAUAUUUAUUCGAAUUCAAAGAACUUGGCCAAUUCUUUCUUUCACUUCGAUGUUCAAUGUGUGCAUAUACUUAUGGAGUUCUUGUUGUUCAUUUCUAUUAUAGAUAUCUAUCAAUUUGUCAACCAUAUUUCAUUAUUCAUUUUUUCGAGCUUAAAUACAUAUCAGUAACGAUUCUUCUAGUAUUUUUAUAUGGUUCAAGUUGGAUGCUUAUAAUCUUCCUUUCCAUGCUUCCAAAUGAUGAAGUUCAUGAGAUGUUGAAUGAAGAUUUUCAGCGAACUUACGGUUGUAGCAGUUUCGAAAUUCCUCUAAUAGUUGCACAUUAUAAGGUGAAUUCAAAUUCUAAGUGAUUCACUAAAUAAAAAAAAAACGUUUUUUUAACGUUUAAAAAUCAAAAAAUUGAUUCACGAUUGGUAUUUUUAUUCAUUUUUCACCAUUUUCUCAACACAAGUGAAGGUAAAACCCAAUUUUAGUGUCCAGAAAUGUUAUUUCGAGAGCUUCCAAUCAGCCUAAAAGACAAAUUAAGCAUCACAUAUCCCAAAAAUGAAAUUGAGGAUUUUCGAAAAUUUUCGAAAAAUCACCAAUUUCAUUUUUGGGAGAUUUUGUCUUUCAGGAUGAUUAGAAGCUCUUGAAAUAUCAUUUCUAGACACUAAAAUGCGUUUUAGUUUCACUUUAUUCAAUGUGUUGAGAAAAUGGUGAAAAAAUGAAUAAAAAUACCGUUUGUGAAUCACUUUUUUUGGUUUUUUAACGUUAAAAAAACGUUUUUUUAUUUCCUGAAUCACUGCAUUACAAUUAGUCCUAAUGAAUAUAUUUUUCUAGUUUCCCAUCGAUGAUUUUUUGCAUAGCGGAGUUGUUGGAAUGAUUUCCGCAACUAUUAUAACUCUUCUAGCCGUAUUUAUAGAUAUAUUAUUUGCCCUUAAGAUUCACAAAACUCUGCAAAUCAAAUCAAUGAGUGGAAUUGUGAAACGUCUCCACAAAAACGUAUUAGUCGCACUAGUUGCUCAAACAACAAUUCCAUUUUGCACAACUUGUAUUCCAUGCAUUCUUGUCUGGUUUUACCCAUUUCUCCAGUUAAAUAUUGGAAUAGAAGUGAACUCUUAUAUAGUUCCAUUUCUCAGUGCAUAUCCUGCAAUCGAUCCAAUUGUCAUAACUUUGAUAGUCACGGAUUAUCGCAAAAGUUUAUUUUCGAUUUUUAAGCGGAAAAUUGAAAUUGAGCAGAGUCGAACAAGUUGGGUUAGAGGAAGAAUAAUUGGUUUUUCUUGAAUUUUUUUAUUUUUUGCUUUGAACAAAUGAACAUUAUGGGUUUGAAUUAUAGUUGGACAUCGGCUAAAUGACAUUUUCAUGUUUUUUAAGCAAAUGAGUUGAAACAUUGGGUUCUAAUGUUAUCCAUAGGAUAAAAUGGUCUAAGACGAACAAAAUGAUAUAAAUUUUGAUGAUUUUACCUUAUCCAUAAGUGAUUUAGCGACGUUUAGUUGAUAAGGUUGCUAAAUCACUUAUGGAUAAGGUAAAGUCAUCAAAAUUUAUAUCAUUUUGUUCGUCUUAGACCAUUCUAUCCUAUGAAUAACAUUAGAAACCAAUAUUUCAACUAAUUUACUUAAAAAACAUGAAAAUGUAAUUUAGUUGAAAAAAAACAUCGUGUGCAAAUAUUCGUCAGCGUGUUUCGCGUGAAAUCUGCAAACACGCACUCACAAAAUCUGUGCGUUAGAGCGCAUUUUCUUGUUUUAUUUCGUGAGGUAUCUCAUGUUUUACCCCAAAAAACCAGAUACCUCACGAAAUAAAACAAGAAAAUACACUCUAACGCACAAAUUCUGCGUGUUUCCGCAACACUCUGACGAAUAUUUGCACAAAUCUAUCUUCGAUCGUUUUAGACAUGGUCAAAAACACUAAACAGAAGAAGCGGGCGAGAAAAUCCUCUAGUAAUAAGCAAAAAGACCAAGUUGCUCAUAAGAAACCACGAAAAAAAGUGGAAGAAAAUAAUAAUGUUGUUGAUACCGAAUUAUACGAAGUCGAAGAUAUAAUCGAUUGUAAAUUCAAUGGAAAAGAAGUUGUUUAUAAAGUUCGAUGGGUUGGAUAUGCACCGAAAUACGAUUCAUUUGAACCGGAAUUCCGAUUGAUGUGCCCGGAUAAAAUCAAAGAUUUUGCCAUCAAGAAGUUUAGUUGCAAUUAUUCGAAUACUGAUAUUGAUAUGAUUAUGGAGGGAUUUGAAAAAUAUUGCGAUGAACUUUUUAUUGGUGGGAAUUUUCCUGGUUUCGAAAAUAAUUUUUUAUAAUAAAAAUUUUGGCAGAAUCUGCAAAUUAUCUGGCAAUUAUUGGAAAACGAUUUUUUGAGCGUGGAUCUGUUAGUUAUAUUGAGCACAACACAAUCACGGCGAACAAACGGUUUUUGAAAGUGAGUAGAGAAAUUGCAGAUGAGUUAUUAUCGAAAAUCUCCACGCGCUCCACCGAAAUAAACACGCAACGCAGACCGCGCCGCGCCACAACACAAGGGAACGAUUCAAAUUCCCUCUCUUUUUGUGUGUGUUGUGACGCGGCGCGGUCUGCGUUGCGUGUUUAUUUCGGUGGAGCGCGUGGAGUACCGAUGAGAUUUUCGAUAAUAUGACGUGGCAAACAUCGAAUUUUUCAAUGAAAGUUACUUUUUUGAAGAAAAAUUUGAGAUUAAGGCCCAAUAUUUGUGAAAUUUGAAUUUAGAGCGGAAAAAAAUGCAGAAUUUGAAUUUAGAAUUCCGGCGCCAAAAAUCGCAUGCUCAAAAAAUUUCAGAGGAAAAUUGGAAUUUCAAAAUUUCCCCCGAAUAUUCAAAAGUUGCUGAUUCAAAUUUUGGCGGGAAAUAUGAAUUUUAAAUUUGGUGACGAAAAUGCCACGAAACCAGGAACAUUUGAAUAUUCGGGGGAAAUUUUGAAAUUCCAAUUUUCCUCUAAAAUUUGAGCGUGCGAUUUUUAGCGUGCAAAUUCUAAAUUCAAAUUUUUUUCUGCCGCUCUAAAUUCAAAUUUACAAAUAUUGGGUCUUAAACUCAAAUUUUUCUUCAAAAAAUUGAUUUUCUUCAAAAUCUUUUUCUAGUUCUCAAAAUGAAAUUUGAAUUUUUCUUUCCCAAUUCAAUGAAAAAAUUAGCUCCUGAACUUUGUUUGCCACGUCAUAACUCACGAGUUCUGAAAUUUUUCAGUCGAUAAAAAACUUCAAAAAUGACUGGUGUUUCUAUACGCUCAAUAAAAACGACGUGACGUCAUCAGCAAAUGAUAUGAAACAAUAUAUGAGAGAUGUUGAAAGACGCAUCCAAACAUCUAUUGAUUAUCCUCUAGUUAGAGUAAGUUGGGAAUUUUUCAUAAUUCAAAAUGCGCUCCACCGAAAUAAACACGCAACGCAGACCGCGCCGCGCCGCGCCACAACACAAGGGAACGAUUCAAAUUCCCUCCCUUUUUUGUGUGUGUUGUGGCGCGGCGCGGUCUGCGUUGCGUGUUUAUUUCGGUGGAGCGCGUAAGAUAAUACAUAUUAUAGGUGUUCUUCGUAUCUUCAAAAGAUCAAACAACUGCACCGCCGCCAAUCAAAAAUCUAACAUUUGAUUUGUUGCUUCCACCAGAUGAUAGAAAACGAAUUUUGAAACGAGAAAAUCGAAAAGAACAUCCAUUCACUUCUAAAGAACCUGAAAAUGAAUCAAAACUGAAUUCAAGAUGGGAUUUUCUGAAUGAUCCGAUGAAGAAGAAGAUAAAAUGUGCGAAUCAAUUCAAAGUGAAUUUGUCGUUGCGGUAUCGCGAAGAAGUUGGUUGGAAAUUGUGCGCCGAUCAUUUUGUGGCAAAAGAUUCGGCGAUUUUGCAAAUGGCUGGAGAGGCUAGUGAAAAAAUCAGGGAAAAAAUCGAGAUUUUUCUGAAAUAUAUGUUUUCUAGUAGUUUUCAACCUGCUGAACAUGAUCCCGGUGUCAAAAACUGCAAAUCUCAACUUCUAAUAUGA